Cynara cardunculus var. scolymus (artichoke) is the source of this 405-nucleotide messenger RNA. RefSeq lists its product as uncharacterized. The record is from RefSeq and is a predicted model, not a curated record. The coding region runs from base 1 to 405 and encodes 134 amino acids. The transcript has a single exon. Lineage: Eukaryota; Viridiplantae; Streptophyta; Magnoliopsida; Asterales; Asteraceae.
AUGCUAAAGGUGUCCCUUUGGAAAGGUAUUAUCCGUUUUGGAAAGCGAGUGAAGCUAAGCCCCUAUUUCCUUGGACCGUUUAAGGUUUUAGCUAGGGUGGGACUUCAAGCUUAUAAACUAGAACUACCACCCGAAAUGGCCGGGAUCCAUAACACAUAUCAUGUGUGUUACCUUCGCAAGUGUUUGGCGGAAGAAGAAAGUGUGAUACCAUUUACGGAAAUUCAUGUGGACGAGGAAAACCGAUGUGUUGAAGAACCAGAAGCCAUCUUGGAAAUAAAGACCAAAGUGCUCAGGCACAAAGAAAUUGUCAUGGUUAAAGUACAAUGGAAGCACCACCGAGAGUCGAACGUAACUUUGGAAGCGGAAGAGGACUUGAAGAGGCGUUACUCUCGUCUCUUCGCGUGA